ACUGUUAUGUGAGUCCGUGUCUGUUCGUUGCUGCUUCAUUUUAGCUGAAGUAGUUAUUUAUUGAUAUCCUUUAUUUAGGCUGUAACUGGUUGGAAGUGUUUCCAGGGUUACACUUAUAACAUCGACGUGGUUGUAUCCUGUCUUAUUAAACUGUGGUACAACCAGAUAAUAACCUAAAACUAGUUAGAAUUCGAUUUGGGCAUCAUAAUGUAACGUGCGUAUAUACAGGUCAUACUGGUCGCCAUUUGAACCGGCUCCCAUCUACACCAUCUAUGGUGAGGCACUGAUAUUAACGUCCAUCUGUCCCCUAACCUGCUCUUACCAUAAAUGAACAGUUAAUUUGCAAUAUUACUUGUAUAUUGAUACGACUAAUUUUAUUGGUAUUUCUAUUGAUAUAACAGUGUGAAAAUAUGCUUUUAUCGUAUAUCAUAAAACCCACAUGAGAAGUGAAGCUCAGGAAUAGUUUCAUACUGAUUAGUGAAGAAAAAUGUAACCUAAUUCCAAAUCACUUUAACAUUGGGAAAGUCUAUUUAUGUAGUUUUUAUGGUAAAAUUGAAGUAUAUAGAGGACAUUGGGGGACUAUGCGAAUCAGAAGGUAGUAUUUAAUGAUAAAAAGGGAUCGUAAUAAAGGAUGAUAAAAUUACAAAAGGUAAUGUGUCUUAACAUAAAUAAUUAAGUUUCACGUUAAUUGCUUCGUACAGUAAGAGAGAAGAGUUAGAGCUCUCAUCACAAACUAGCAUCAUCUACAAUACGAAGCUUGGGCUUAUGAGGUUACAAAGUGUUCAUUCUUUGUAGCUGAACGGGUAGAUGGAAAUAUCUACAAGUCACUAUCUGUCACUAAAUGUUAUUAGUUCAUCACUAAAGUAUAGGACAAACUUUCCACUAAAAAAACUAAUAAAUUACUAUCGAUACUAAGAAUCUCUAAACUUCGUUCCUAGUCGCAAAUCUCAUUUUAUGCUUUAAAAUGUUAAACUGAUGUGAGUGCUGUUUUAUCAGCAUUUAAUUGAUCACAUGUGCCAACAAAUGAAGCUUGUCGUAUCCAGUCUUUCCUGUUGAACAAACAAAUCACUGGCUCGUCUCCACUCAUGUAAGAAGACUUAAAUAGGGUUCUCAAGGUAAUAUAAACGAAUGAGUGUCACUUUAAACGAAGUAAUAAAACAGGUUAUGGGAAUUGUUUGUAGAGAUGAUAUAGUUCAUAUUAUUUUCUACAUUUUUUUUCCUUACAGACAUGAACAAUAAUAGAAUAAUAGCUCAUACAUUCAUACUAUCAUCCGUUACAUCUCCAUGUAGAAAAUAUCUACUUUUUGGAACUAAUAUACAGAAAAUACUAAUUUAUUCGUUAUGUUCGCUGUCCUGUGAUUCACAAAUUGAAGGGAAGCCAGAAUGCAUUAUCAACGUAAAAUAUGCAGGAAAUAUUUACGCUUUAUGUUUCGGGAAGGAUUAUGUUUUCUGUGGGUCAGUUGGUCUGAUUGUUGUAUACAAAUGGACUACACCUACCGACGGCUUUCUGAAAUAUCACGAUACAGUUCAUCUGACGUCGGGAAAUCUUUACGCAACCGUUUCUGAGGUUACCGGGUUGUGUUAUCAUACAGAAAGUGACACUCUUUUGGCAGCAUUGGGUGAUGGAACUAUCCAUACUUUUUUUAUUGGUUGUGGUUUCAAAGAAAAGCUCAAACUUGCUGGACAUAGGUCCACAAUUUAUAAAAUUUGCAGUGUUGGAGCACACGAGUUUGGUACUAGUUCUGAGGACGGUACUGUCUGCUUUUGGGAUCACAGAGUUAUACGGAAUGGGGACUAUAAGGCUUCAUCUGUGUUCAAACCGUAUCUAAAUAGUGAAUUAUCUCGACCCAAGCUUGGGUCUUGGUUAACUACUUUAUCCUGCAAACAGUUCGAAGAGGAUUGGUUUGUUACGGGAGGGGGGCCUAGACUUUCUUUAUGGAGUAGGCGUGCCGGGAGGAAUGUUUCUAUAUUGCACCCUGAAGACUUAUCAGAUACUUGGUAUUCACAAACAGCUAUUUUUUGUGAUAUGGAUAAUGAUUCACGCAUUGUAUCCGGUGGUAAUUCAAGUUUAUUAUACAUGUGGGAUCAUGUUGGCAAUUUGUUGGCUUCAGUAGAUUUACAUGAUCCACCUAAUUCACGUUUAAGUCAUAUACUUGUCGUCGAUACAUUUAAUCUAUCUGAAUCGAUAGAUUCUUUAAAGUUAAAGUAUCAUUCAGAUUGUGCAUUUUUUGUUGGAGGUUGCGGUCCAGUAAUACGACUAAUUGCUAAUCUUGGUUAUCCUUUAGGCAUGUUACAUUACUCUCGUUAAAUUAUUUUAAUCCUUGUAAAUAACGUUUAUAUUUUAUAAUAAAAAGUGUACAUAAACUUCUACUAAAUAAAAAGUAUUCCCUGCAUAAAUGUUUGUUUUUAUAAAAAAAUAGUCGUUUUUUUAAUUCAUCUCCCCUUCAUUCCACUUCUAUUUUGGUUUCUAUGGCAUUUUAGUUCUUUUAUCAAUUUUCACCUUCUAAUGCAUAAUAAACCAAAAAGUAAUCACAAUCAUAGC
This is a messenger RNA of Schistosoma rodhaini, 2542 nucleotides long. NCBI's taxonomy places the organism in Eukaryota, Metazoa, Platyhelminthes, Trematoda, Strigeidida, Schistosomatidae. The record is from the annotation of a GenBank genome assembly.